Molecule: messenger RNA, 3672 nt
Organism: Salvia miltiorrhiza (redroot sage)
Lineage: Eukaryota; Viridiplantae; Streptophyta; Magnoliopsida; Lamiales; Lamiaceae
Exons: 3
Coding region: 1318-3672 (784 amino acids)
Source: RefSeq, a predicted model, not a curated record
UCCGUUGCUAAAUAGAAACGGAAUUUUCCGUUUCUAUUCCGUUGCUAAUAAUUAUUUUAAAUAACCGAAAAUAUUUAUUUUAAACAUAACAACGGAAUUCACGUCCGUUGCUAAAUAGCAACGGAAGUUUCCGUUGCUAUUCCGUUGCUAAUAAUUAAUUCAAAUAACCGAAAAUAUUUAUUUUAAAAAUAACAACGGAAUUCAAGUCCGUUGCUAAAUAGCAACGGAAUUCACGUCCGUUGCUAAAUAGUAACGGAAUUGUCCGUUGCUAUUCCGUUGCUAAUAAUUAAUUCAAAUAACCGAAAAUAUUUAUUUUAAAAAUAACAACGGAAUUCAAGUCCGUUGCUAAAUAGCAACGGAAUUCACGUCCGUUGCUAAAUAGCAACGGAACGUUCCGUUGCUAUUCCGUUGCUGAGCCCUAAAAAAAAGGUGAAUGAACCGCGCCUCCUCCUUCAUUUUUUCAACACCACUUUCACUUCUAUUUCUCAAAAUUCCCAAAUUUCCCCCCUCCGAUUCCCCAUUUCCGGCGACUCCCGCUGCGUGCUCCCCUCCGGCGACUCGUCCACGCCGCCGUUUCCACCGCGCCCCUGCUCGCCCCGCCUCGCUCCGCCCCGCGCCGCUCUGCGCCCUGCGCUGCUGCCCGCCUCGCUCCGCCCCGCGCCGGUCCGCGCCCUGCGCUGCUGCCCGCCCCGCGCCUCGCCGCUGGUCGCCCCGCCUCGCGCCGCUGCCGCCCUGCGCCGCUGCUCGCCCCGCCCUGCGCCGCUGCCCGUCCCACGCCGCGCUGCUGCUCGCCCCGCCCCUCCCUGGCGCCGUGUCCUCUGCUGCCAGCGCCGGAUUCCUCCGCCGCCACCGGUCCUCCUCCUCCGCGGCCACCGGUCCUCUUCCUCCGCUGCCUGCGUCCGUCGGAUUCCUCCAUAGUAUUUCACUCCACCAUUGCUUCUUGAGGAAGAAAAAAAGAAGUCAAGGUGAUCGAAAAGAAAAGCUAGUAACAAAACAAGUAAGUUUUCAUUACAUUAUCUUUUGAAAUGUUAGUAUGGCUCAAAUGGUAGCCAUUGUGAGAUUUUAAAAUUUUAGAUGAGCAUGUAUGUAAGUGUAUUUAUUCUUUUUUUAUAUAUAUUUUAGAUGAGCAUGUAUCUAGGUAGUAAAUGGAGAUUAGGUUGGGGGAUGGCUGUGUUCCAUCCCAUUUUGUUGCUGUGGUGAUGGCUUGGAGCCGCGUAUGUGCUUUUGUGUUUGAUUUAUAGAUUUUGUGUUCAACAUGUGUUAUAUUAAUUAUCAUACUUAAAAAAUCAAUAGAUUUUAAAUUUCUAACAUACUUAAAUGAACCAAAUUGUAGAAAUGAGUGAAAAUCGUGAGUGGAUGUAUCGGCGUUUUCUAUCUGAUGGAGCUUUGAAUCCCGAUUUUCAAAGAGGUCUUCAAGGUUUCAUUGAUUACGCUAACAGUAGACGUGAUUUAAUGGAUGGUGAAAAAAUUAGGUGUCCGUGUAGGAAAUGCGAUAAUAUACGUUUCCAUACUAAAAAUAAUGUUCAGUAUCACAUUGCAAAGAACGGAUUUGUGCGGGAUUACCAUAUUUGGAGGUUUCAUGGUGAAAUUGAAAUGGUCACGACUGAAUAUCAUAAUUUUGAAGAAGAAGAGGCUAAUGAAGAUAAUUAUCAGAAUAUGGUUAUGGAUAUUGCUGCAUCCCAAUAUAACAUUCAAAACAUCGAAGAACCCCCAAAUCCGGAAGCCCAAUUGUUAUAUAAUAUGUUGAAAGCAGCGGAUAAAGAGUUGUGGCCCGGUUGCAAAACUCAUUCACAAUUGUCUCUUGUUGCUCGUGUAAUGAGUUUAAAAGCAGAGGGGAAUAUGUCGGAAAGAUGUUUUGAUCAGUGGCUUGAGUUGAUAAAAGAGAUCCUUCCUGAUAAUAAUUUGGCUCCUACUAAUUUUUACGACACUAAAAAGUUACUGAGUGGGAUGGGGCUACCUGCGCAAAGAAUUGAUUGUUGUCCAAAUAAUUGCAUGCUUUAUUGGGAGGAUGAUAGGGAUUUGGUUCAGUGUAAGUACUGUGGCGAGUCUCGUUACAAAAAUAACAAUCGAGACUCCAGAAGCAGUGGAAAGACAUUAGUAGCAGCAAAGCGAAUGUUCUACUUUCCUCUAACGCCACGUUUACAAAGAUUAUUUGCUUCUAAAGCCACGGCAGCAAACAUGCGUUGGCAUGCAUCAUCUAUAGAUGACGGGGUUAUGCGCCAUCCUUCAGACUCACCUGCUUGGAAGCAUUUGAAUGAUAUAUUUCCUGAUUUUGCAACAGAGGUGAGGAAUGUUAGGUUAGGUUUAUCCACAGACGGUUUCCAACCUUUUGGUCAAUCGGGCCAGCAAUAUUCCUCGUGGCCAGUGAUUGUUACACCCUACAAUCUCCCACCCUGGAUGUGUAUGAAGGAACAGUUUAUGUUCCUUACAAUCUUGGUCCCUGGACCACGCAACCCAAAGGAAAAACUAGAUGUUUUUUUACAACCAUUGAUUGCAGAGCUUAUACAAUUAUGGAAUGUGGGUGUGCUUACAUAUGAUGUGUCGUUGAAGCAAAAUUUCAAUAUGCGAGCAGCUUUACUAUGGACAAUUAGCGAUUUUCCUGCCUACUCAAUGUUAUCCGGGUGGAGUACGGCUGGAAGAUUAGCUUGUCCACAUUGUAUGGAUGAAACUGAAGCUUUCACUUUAUCACAUAGUGGUAAGCAAUCAUGGUUUGACAACCAUCGAAAGUUUCUACCAAUGAAUCAUCCUUUCCGAAGGGAUAAGAAAAGUUUUAUCAAAAAUAAGGUGGUUACUGCACAACCACCUCAAGUUCAAUCUGGGCAAGAGAUAUUGGCAAGAGAUAUUUCACAUAUGAAUUUAACUCACACAUUAUAUGCUUCAAGGUUAUUUGUCGAAUCAUUGCGCAUAUUGGGGAUGUCUGAGGGGGAAAUUGAUAGUAAGAUGGAAACUGAAUUUUCGAGAUGGUUCGAAUCAUACGUGGCGAACCCUGUUAAUAAUGUGACGAAUCAGUUCCUUAUUAGUCUUUCUAGAGGGCCCUUAACAAUGAUAUCAACAUAUCCCGGCUACUUUGUUAAUGGAUUCAAAUUUCAUACGCUUUUACAUGGUACAUUUCGAGCCACUAUGAAUAGUGGAGUGUGCAUUAGGGGUGCAGAUAAUAAUUGCGAGCUUGAUUAUUAUGGUCGUUUGGAAGAGGUGUGUGAGCUUGAGUAUCAAGGUCUGCCAAAGAAGACAACCACACUAUUUAAGUGUGACUGGUUUGAUCCGGGACGGAAUGGGACAUUGGUGCAUCCCCAAUACAAAUUGGUGUCUAUAAACCACACCAAAAAGUAUGGAAAGUACGAACCUUUUGUGUUAGCAGAUCAGGCAAUUCAAGUGUACUAUUGUACUUAUCCAAGUAAAACUCAAUCUAAAAAAGAUUGGUGGGAGGUGUGUAAGAUAAAAGCUAGAUCUAAAGUUGAAGUACCAACUGAAGCAUCUACUGUGGAGGUCGACCAACCCUUUCAAGAUGAAUUUAUGAGCUCAAUACACACAAUUACAGAUGAUGCACCCAACAUAGUUCAUCCUAGUGGCGACUUGAUAGAUAUGGAUGAUGAAGAGGAAGAAGAGGAAGAUACAGUGAUUAGUGAAGAAGAAGAUAAUGAUGAUGCCGAUGAUGAUGAUGAUGACUAUUAG